Molecule: messenger RNA, 1749 nt
Organism: Dermacentor silvarum
Lineage: Eukaryota; Metazoa; Arthropoda; Arachnida; Ixodida; Ixodidae
Product: myb/SANT-like DNA-binding domain-containing protein 3
Exons: 3
Coding region: 790-1749 (319 amino acids)
Source: RefSeq, a predicted model, not a curated record
GCAUGCCGGAAGCAUGGUUGCUGCGCUCAAGCGCACACUCCAAAGCUUUUAUAAAGACAUAUGUGUAACUUGCACAUACUGAUCUAGGGCAAAACAGUACAAGGAAAGGUUAACCCUCUGAAGGUCGAUUUUUUUUGCCAAGGGUAGCUUUUUUACUGCACAUUUAUAAAUUAUUCAGAGAGACCUAUUUCAAAAUAAUAUUACCGUAAUUUGUUCAGGGAAACUAAAGUGAGGAAAAAUUCUUUUGCCUUGGUAUACCAUAAUCUGACCAUAGCGUAAUCAAACUGCAUAGGCGAGCGCAUUCAGGAAAGCUUAAGACUUAGGCCCAAAUUCUGAAACGUUCCUUUCCUUCGACCAUUUCCUAUCCUUACUCAAGGAACCCUUCGUGCUUCCUAGCCUGAGAGGGUGCACGAAGGGCGGCAGCGCAUUCUGAAAGCGCCCCUCACCUGUCCUAAGGAGAGGACCGCCUCAACGAGGAGAGAAACGAAUGUCGCCCGUUUGGGUCCGAGGGUUCUUGUGAACAAUUGCAACUGAACGCCUUUAUCAAGCCAAAUAAAUGAAUGCUGGCAUUAUUAUUUUAGCACAAAAUAUCUACGGAGACGUAUCGAUGCUUUCUUUGCUACUUUGGUUAUUUCAUCUAAACAUUUUCAACAGAAAAGCACGAAAACGGAUGACGUCUGGCAACAGCGCCCGCGUGAUCGUUGCCCGCCGGCUCCGAAAAGGCGUGUUUGUCGUCGUGUUUUGCCUUGAGCGGGUGUUGUCUCCAACAGCGCAGUCUAGAACCUAAUAAUGCCUGGAAAAGCGUAUUUUACGGAAGAAGAAAAAGACUUAUUGACGGAGCUUGUCAACCUACACAAGACGUGCCUCGAGAACAAACGUUCAGACGCGGUUUCAAUACACGCGAAGGCCAGGACCUGGGACAAGUUGUGCACCGAGUAUAAUAGCCGGCCUCUCGUUCGUCCCCGCGACGUCAAACAACUAAAAAAGUUGUGGGACAACCUCAAGCAAAAGUGGAAGCGCGAGAAAGCGAAGAAUAUCCGCGACGUCAUGGCCACAGGAGGCGGGCCACCACCUCCACCCAUGGACGAGCGCCUAGCGCAAAUUGAGGCCAUCGUGCCGCACCUGGCCGUCAGGGUUCCAAACCCGUUCGACAGCGAUCGUCCUCUACGCCUGCCUAGUACAGAAACUGUGAAUGACAUCGUCAAUGGAAUGAUACAAGCGAGCGGACGGGACGACAGUGAUGACGAUGCAACACUGGACCUGAGCGACAGUGAUGGUUUCAUCAUGCAGUCAAUGGUUCACAGCAGCCCCACACCAACUAGGAGCAGCAGUAGUGGACGUGCACAGACAAGUGUUGAUCAAAACUGCAGGGUGGACGAUGCUGCUGGUGGGUCAAGCACAGAUACCCAAGCUGCAGCUCCUGAGCCAUUUGUGCCACUUAUUCGCACUGGCCGACUGGGCGUCUUGCAACAGGCGUUGGACACUGAGCUAGCCGCUCGGGUGGACGCAAUAACCACAGAAAAAAAACACAGGGAAGCUGAACACAAAGAACGAAUGAGGCUACUGAAGGAGGAGCAUGACCUCAAAAUGCAGGGUAUCAGGGAGCUGCAUGCCGACGAAAGGUGCAUGCGGAAGAUGCAACACAGGAUGCAGAUUCGAGCGCUGAAACAAAACCAAGAAGUGCAGAAAAUAAAACGAGAACUUCUGUUAAAACAAAUGGAAGCACUUGACAGCAGCAAGGAUCACUAA